This is a messenger RNA of Eruca vesicaria subsp. sativa (arugula), 848 nucleotides long. The record is from the annotation of a GenBank genome assembly. NCBI's taxonomy places the organism in Eukaryota, Viridiplantae, Streptophyta, Magnoliopsida, Brassicales, Brassicaceae.
CUCCUUACUCUUCAUUUCCUUCAUUUUGAUCCAAUCAUCAUCAAACCCGGGCUUGGAUUUCGAUCUCAACAAAGAAUACAAACACAUGGCUGGGGUGCACGUAAAUGAUGAUUGCAAGGUCGCGUUUAUGGAGAUGAAAGCAAAUAAGACUUACAGGUACAUCUUGUUCAAGAUUGAUGAGAAGGCUCAGGAAGUUCAAAUAGAAAGGCUUGGGUAUCCAGAUGAGAGUUAUGAUGAUUUCACAAACUCCUUCCCGGCGAAUGAAUGCCGAUACGCAAUCUAUGAUUUUGAUUUCACCACUGAGGAUGUUUACCAGAAGAGCACGAUCUUUUUCAUUGCAUGGUCACCUGAUACAUCAAGAGUAAGGAGUAAGAUGUUGUAUGCAAGCUCAAAGGAUAAGUUCAGGAGAGAAAUGGCUGGAAUCGAAGUUGAACUGAAAGCAACUAAUCCUAGCGAGAUGAGCCUCGACAUCCUCAAAGAACGAGCUCGAGAGCACAAUCAUUAAACAAUAUUCUAAAGCAACUACUGCAUCCUUUGGAUAUUUCUGAAAGGUUUCGUAUGUUUCAUUUCCCUUUGGAUAUUUCUGCUAUUUUGCAAACAGUUUGUGUGGAUUCAACGUCUUAAAAUUAUUGUUGUUGUUUUUGUUUCAUAAGCAAUAAAAAUAAAACUUAAGAAUUUAAUGUAAGAUGUAUUUGGUUUUCCCUAUUAUAUGAUACUAUAGUUUUCCGUUUACUGUUUAUUACUAUUAUUAUUAUUUUUUAAACAGGAGGUUCGAAGGCGGACACGGUGGCACCAACGCCUCGCUUAACUCAACCAACUAAUUUCGUUUUCUGUUUAAGUAUUGACAU